Theileria orientalis strain Shintoku is the source of this 144-nucleotide messenger RNA. RefSeq lists its product as hypothetical. Lineage: Eukaryota; Apicomplexa; Aconoidasida; Piroplasmida; Theileriidae. The record is from RefSeq and is a predicted model, not a curated record. Bases 1 to 144 code for a protein of 47 amino acids. The transcript has a single exon.
AUGAAUAUUUUCAGGUGGGGCCCAAUCUUCCAGGAUGGUACACCCAAUACCGUCCUAUCUCCUGAAGGGGCUCAUGCUCUCCCACUGUUCAUACACACCCUGGACAAACCAAAACUAAUGCUUAUAAAUAUCACAUAUAAUUAA